Molecule: messenger RNA, 5554 nt
Organism: Zophobas morio
Lineage: Eukaryota; Metazoa; Arthropoda; Insecta; Coleoptera; Tenebrionidae
Exons: 20
Coding region: 555-5381 (1608 amino acids)
Molecular function (GO): protein binding
Source: RefSeq, a predicted model, not a curated record
UCUUCUCAAAUAUCGACAUAUUGGUGCUACUAAUUUAAAUAAAACUUACUAUAAAUAGGUCAAACAUAACGAUUGUAUAAUAAAAGAGCGACUAUUAUUAAUAGAGAGGAAAAACUGAAUUAUUUAUAUAAAUGAAGAAAUAAAUAAAUAUUUAAAAAUAGAGUUAAUAACAGAGAUAAACGCUGUUGCGAGUCACGUUAAAGCGGCACGACUGUCGCGCUUUAUUAAAUAAAAUUUAUCACUUGGUUAAUUGCUGCCGAGGGCACUGAGAGAAUUUAUUUGUCCGUUAACAAAGUACAAUUGUGCAUAUUGAAGAUUACGUAAGUUGAUGUUUGUCCAUUAGUCCGCUUCCAUAGAGAUUUUAUUUUUUCUCGAUUCUUUGCGAAUUUGACGAAAUCGCGGGGCCAAACUAGAUUUCCGUAAAUAUUCUAAAUCGAGAUAGUGAGAUGUGGUAGCUAUGACGAGUACAGUAGGAUUUUUCUAUGUGUUUAGCCACAAAAAAAUUUAAAAAAGCCGCAACACUUCCGUGAUACGCACGCCCCUGGAGGGACAGCAUGGAACACACUGGUUAUCUUGGAAAUUCUCGUGUGGUACUCAACCAUUACGAUGUCUCCACUCAGGCCGACAUCCAGCAUGUGGCCCUCUCCUACGAGUCCGAGGACGAGAUCAUGGCCCGCAUGUACAACAAGGGCCGCCGCGGUACCGCCCACUACAGCAAGCAGGACAUUCGGGAGCAGUACUGCAUCUCGGACCGGGGCCUGGGCGCUCUGGAGUCCGACCGUCAGAGUCUUUUUGGCUGUUUGUCGUCGCAUCAAAGCUCACCUUGCUCAAACCGUGCUUCUUUCCUCACCGCCUGUGUUCGCCAGAAAGUACCAUCCGACGAGAACCUGUACGAGCUGUACCGGAAGCAUCCGGCGGAGUACGCGCCGUACCCUCGAAGGAGCAGAUACCCGUGGGGGCCCUUAGCCCCUGAAAUUUAUCGAUACGACGAAGACUUGAAGAGCUCAUAUUUCCGGAGAAAAGUUCACACCGAUCCCACUAGAUACACUUGGAUGCCUUCGGAUGACGAAUCGGUCCGGAUGGAGAAGCCCAGAUCGAUACUGGAGCCGUAUCAUGCGAAUCAGCAACCAUCGACGCCCAUCCCGAGCAAGAAGCACGUGAGCUUCGCUCGUUCGCACACCAUGGCGUCCUUCGACGACGCCAUGACGUCCUUGAGUUCCUCCUCGAGCCAGCUGAACCGAAUGACCCGCAGCCAGGAGCGCCUCCUCGACGUGCGGAAGUCCGAAGGACUCCCGAUAACGCGCCAGCCGGAGCCAUCCGAUAAUCUAUUAAUUAUAGAUAAAGUUAAGAGAGCUCCAAUGAAAACCCAAGCAACUCAAACAGAGGCUUGUUUAGGUAGGAAGCCUCUACCACCUGGCAACAUCAAUCUGAGUCCCAGAACCAUACACAGGGUUAAAAUGGUGUCCCAAGGCGCCCAAACCAACGGCAUCCUCGUCAACGGCCGCAAACUAAUCAAGUCUUUCUCAGAAGCAGGUACAAAAUUCGAGUACUCCCCUUUCGAGCCGAUCGGCGACCACGAGCCCCUCCAGCGCACCCAGUCCGACGAGCCGCCCCGCUCCCCCUUCAUCGUCACGUCCCCGCCGCACGUGCAGCUCCUCGAGCCCCCCAGCUCCUCCUCCUCCUUGUCCCGCUCCGACCACGAGUCCGAAGACUCGGAAUCAAAGAAAGAAAUCUUCAUAGACUUCAAACCCCAAGUGUCGUCGGUCCAGGGCAAGCUGGUGCGGCGGCCCCUGACCAAGACGGUCUCGGACGGCGAGAUGCUGAUCGAGCAGAGGAAGAUCCUGACGAUCGAGGACGUGCCCGUGGUUUUCGACAAGACGUUGACGAGUUUCAGUCACGAAAAUAUCAUCAUCACGGACGAGGAGCAGAGGGUCUUCACGCCGUAUUUCCAGAAGGCGCCGAUCAGGCAUGAGGGGAUUUGUAGGCCGCUGGAAGAUAGCGUGUAUUCGUCGUUAUCCUUUGAGGAUAAUAAUUUUCACACGCAGGAUUCGAUAGACGAGGAGUUUCACGAAAAUUUGAUUUAUAACAGGAUGUAUAUGCGGCAGGAGUCGAAUGAGAAUGAGCUGGUUCUGAGUUAUUCGCCCAACGACGAGUGCGUCGUGCCGUCGGUGUGUCUGCUCCCGGAUAGGAAAUUGUCGCCUUUCGCAUCCACGGACUCGCUGGCUAACGACAUGAGGGAUCACUCCGACGGCAUAUGGAACGAGUCGCAGGCCACCGUGCUGCAGGUGGACUCCGGCACGGACAACGGCACGGCCCUCAGCAGCUCGGAGAUGACGUCCGUGACGUCCCCCGGGUCCGCCAUCCUGCUGACGCCGUCGUCCCGCCGCAAGCACUUACUCAUGAUGCAGCACCAGCAGCGCUCGUCCAUGGACACCGAGGCCCUCGAGGAAGAGUUCGUCGAACAGGGUGAGACCUCUCCUCGCAUAGUCAUCGAGAAAGCGAGCAAAACCCUGGAACCUCCAAGUUCCACCAAGCAACAAUUCUUGACACCUCAGCGGACCAUUUCCCCCACUCCGACGUGGCGUCGGCGGACCCCCGAAACCCCGUCCGAGUCGCCCCUCCCCGCCAUCGUCCCCGACCUGCUCCUCGCACGUACAGAUUCUUGUAAAACCAACACUGACGUGUCCGAAAGCACGACGACCGACGACUACAUCACUGCCAAUUCGGGAACCGAUAGCUCUCGGAAAAGCGGAUCCAGCAAGGGUGUGGACUUUUACAACUUGCACGCUCACCUGCAGGACGGCAGCUCGUUCGAGAGCAGCAAGGGCGACAUUUUCGGCGACGACAUGGUGGUGCCUUCGUUCUCGCCCCCCCUCAUCCUCGAAGAAGCUCACAGUUUAUCAAACACCCCAGUGCCUGAGGUGCGUACUGGCCGCUCGACUCCGUCCGACACGAGCUCUUCGUGUGGAAGCUACAGCGUUGACGGAUCCUGCCCCGAUCUGCUCGAAAGAUCCAAAGUGCCUUCAGCUGCUACCAAGCCGGCGUCGGAAGACGAGAGGAGCACGCGAUGGAAGAACGAAGAGUUCAAUCGCGAACCCAGCAAACCCAGCAAACGCCGACCUUUCACUCUAGAUAUCAGCAAACACCAAGACACUUACACCCUAUCGCCCAACAGCAAGCACAAAACCCUCAAGAAGGAGGCGAAAUCGUCGCCGUCGAGCGACAAGCCGAAAAGGGCCAAAGCUAGAACCAGGAGUCCAAUGCAAGCGCACAAAAAACACUACCAAAUCAAGAAAUCGACCACCGUCUACGGCCCAAACCCGGAAGACCGGUACAAGAUCAACCUGGAGGAGAGCAAAGCGACGUCCGACGAGUCCAGUUGCGAUUUAGGGAGAAAGUACCCCAUCAACCAGACGUCUCCCCGCAAAGGAAAGAAGCUCAAAGACAACACUAGACGCAAGUCGCUGCCGCGGUCCCCCACUGGACAACGGUCCAAGAAGAACAACUUCGAGGAGAAACCGUCUAGUUUGCCCGGGAGUCUGUCGCGGCGGAAGUCCUCCAAGAACAAGAACUUGCAACCAGAGGACGCUAAAAGCACCUUGGCGCUGUACAGUCCUGCUAGCUCCCCAGGCAAGAAGCGCCACAGCCCCCAGCGCAGCCCCGAGACCGCCAAACUCAAGGCCCUCAGCGCCGAGUCGCUCCGUUCCGUGAGCCCGGGCAGCGACAGCGUGUUCUACAGCGACCCCAGCAGCCACACGGCCGACCACCAGGUGCACUGCCUGCACUGCGGUAAAGAGGUGGAUAUCGUGACGACCGACGACCCCGACAAGAGCAUCAGCAGUAACGGCACGCACCACGACAUCGUGGUGCAGCCGCCGGCGGGGUUCGAGGACUCGCCGAAGACCAAGCACACCACCACCAGGCUGUACAAGAAGCUGGACCGCCGCUUUCGCUCCGAGGAGCGGAGCCAGACGGACUAUAGACGGCACAGGUACAAGCCGGACGUGCGGGCGAAGUCGGAGGAACGGGGGGCGAAGACGUAUCGGGCCAAACUGAGGCCCAUGGCGAAGUCCACGGACAACAGCCAGGAAGUGCUAAAGGCCACGGAUUCGAGCCCCAGCGUGCUGCCGGGGGCGCCGGAGGACGAGGACGACCAGGGGAUUUAUGAUGUGCCUUACAUGGAGGGGUGCUGGAUGUACAUCGACGAGAGGGACGAGGUGCACACGUGGAACAAGGGGUGCACGCCCACAGAACCGGAGCCGGCUCGUCGAGAGUCUGUGUCCAGCACCGAAUCCGAGCAAGAAUUUCGGAAGCGUUACCAAGCCGUCACACAUCGAAUGGUCCAUCGAAAAUCUUGCCUCGAAAUGUAUAAGAGGCAAACAUCGAGGUCGUUUGAAUGCGACAAAACCGUGGUGGUCCACCGCGAAUCCGGCGAAUUCGGCUUCCGCAUCCACGGUUCCAAACCCGUCGUCGUUUCAGCAAUCGAGCCUGGAACACCAGCCGAGACUUCAGGCCUUGAAGUCGGCGACAUAGUUUUAGCAGUAAAUGGAGUCAGUGUAUUAGAUAAGAGCCAUUCUGAAGUCGUCAAGAUCGCACACGCAGGAAGCGACACAUUAUCAUUAGAGGUAGCUCGAACAUGCUACGCUCUUAACACCCCCGACGACGAGCAUUCCUCCAGCGCCCUCUACAGCGGUUACUUGUGGAAACUGAGCGGGUACGCGAGCGGCACCAUCACCAACAAGUGGAUCCGGCGCUGGUUUUGCCUCAAACAGAACAAUUGCCUUUACUACUAUAAGACUGAUUCGGAGAAACAACCAGUUGGAGUGGUGAUGCUGUUCGACCACGAGAUCAAGAAGCAGAGCGACGACGACGAGGGCUUGUCGAAGCCGCACAGAUUUGUGAUUUUCAAGCCCGAGGCGGUACCGCUGCACCUGGCGGCCGACAACGGUACGGCCCUCAGCCGGUGGGUGGAGGUGAUCGGGAGGGCGAUCAGCGACAGCCAAACCGUCGACGAGUUUCUGGAGAAGACCAAGAAGCACUUGGCUUCGACGCCUAGUAAUAUCCCCAAUCCGGACUGCUUCGGGUACUUGGUGAAGCUGGGUACUCAGUGGAAAUCGUGGAGUAAACGGUACUGCGUGCUGAAGGAUGCGUGUUUGUACUUUUAUCAAGACGCGGCGGCCAAGUGCGCGUUCGGUGUGGCGUACCUCCAGGGUUACAGAGUGCAACAGUCGAUCACCGGUAGCAAAAAACACGCCUUUGAAAUAAUCCCCCCCGAUCCGAGCAAAAAGCACUUCUAUUUCCACACGGAGUCGGAUGCGGAUAGAAAAAGGUGGAUCGCCGCGCUCGAAUAUUCCAUCGACAGGUGGCUCAAAAUCCAGUAACUCGAACCUGCAGAAACAUAUUCGGUGAAAUCGAUGUUUAAACCAAAAUAUCACUAAUGUAGAUGCAUGUUUUUAUUAUUAUUAUUAUUAUUAUUGAGGAAUAAUUUAUUGCUCAACUUCCUGUGUACAUUGAUUUGUAUUAUUGUUUAUAAUAAAACUGGUACUAUACAAUA